GUACAGUGUACCCCGUGACACGCGUUAUAUUAAUAUUGUGUUUAUACAUAUGAAAUUCUAUGUAUAAAAAAAGAAUAAAAAAUUAAUUUGUUUUGUGGACAGAAGUUUUAAACAAUCCUUUUUAUUGUUUGUCGAUAAUAUUUAAUGAAUUCAUCGAUAUAGAUAAAGUGUGUUCGUUAAUUUUGACUGCCACUGAAAAAGUUUGAGGUUAAAGUUACUAGUAAUAAUAAAUAAGUUACGUAUUUUUUCUUAAAUAUCAUCGAAGAACCCAAGAUUGUCAACCUUAAUCAACGAUUAAUUAACAACGAAACAUGGCUGAUUAUUGGAAAUCCCAGGGACGAAAAUUCUGUGACUUUUGUAAAUGUUGGAUCGCUGACAAUAAACCGAGUAUCGACUUCCAUGAGGGCGGGAAGAAGCAUAAAGAAAAUGUCUGCAAAAGACUCAAAGAAAUACACAAGAACAGCGCAAAGCAGGCAAAACAGAACAAAAAAUUCGAGGACGAUCUAAAAAAGAUGGAAAAUGCUGCCAUGGCUGCUUAUCUCAAAGAUGUUGAAAAUAAUACUAGAGACAUGACGGCUGAUAGGAUAAUAAAAGAAAAACUAAACCGAACGGAAAGUCAGAAAAUGCCACAAAAUGCAAAUGUUAUGCCAGCGGCUGCACCGGAAACAAUACCGAGAUACAAGCAGAAUAAUUAUCGACACUUCUCCCAAGAAAUUGAUCCUUGCGAUCCGAUGGCUUUGACGAGGUUGUCGCAUGCGAAGAACCAACAGAGUGCCAGCUUCGAGAAUAAAACUCAAGGGAAGAAUAAAGCUUGUAAAGGAAAAGGAAAAAGGAAAAAGGCCCAAGAGGACGAUGGACGAAGAAAAGCCGUCAGGAAACUUUGGUACGAGGCUCUCAGUCCCGAAGGAUACACGUACUACUGGCACAUAGAAACUAAUGAAUCAGUCUGGGAACCUCCAGAAGAGGGUUAUAUGACAUUGGUUGAACAAGAAGAGGAAGUGAAAGAACAAGCACUUCAGGAAGAACUUUUACAACAGUUAGAAAAAGAAGAAGAGGUCAAAAAAGCCAAUCUUAUCGAAGAACAAAGGGCUAAUGCAGAACGAGAGAAAAUGAAGGAAUUGAGAAAGCAACAAGAAAUAAAACAAGAAGUACAAAUUAAAGAGGAAGAAGGAGAAGAAGUCAUUGUUAAUCAAGAGUCAGUAAAGGUAGAAGAGAAACCUUACAGAAGAGAUUAUAGUAUUCCAGAAUUUCAACAGCCUUAUGGAUCCUGGGAGACCGUCAGAGUAAUUGAAAGGAAGCCUAUAGAUCUUCAAUUACCGCAGCAAAAGCAAAAAAAUUUGCCUACCUUCGAAAAAUCUGAACCACCUCCGCCUCAAAGAACCUUCAAAGAAAAAACUUUUACUUCUAUAUCGACGGGAGAUAGCGAUGACGAGGAUUCAUCGGCAAGCACCUUCAAGAAACGAAAGAUAGGAAAUAAGAACGUACGAAAGAGAUUGGAUGACGAUUGAUGCAGCUACGUGAAUGUUUCAAAUGUAUUUCAAUUGAAAGAUAACGAGAAUGCUCUUUGUACGUACUCUCUAAUAAAAACUUGAAAAGAACCUUUAAUAAUACCACAUUGUAACAAAAACAGAAAAUUAGACAUUUUUUUCGUAACAUACUUCCUAUUAGUAUGAAUACUUCCAAAAAACAUAUUACUUAUUAUGUUGAACAUAUUUAGACUUAAGGCUUAUGUAAUUAUUUGUAUAUGUAUAAUAUAUACUUGUGUACGCUAAGCUCUUCCCGGGCAUUUAAUUAAUGAAUAAAAAAAAAGUUAGAGAUAGAAAAACAAAAUAAAACGAGAGAGAUGCAAAUAUAAAAUAUAUAUUUAUAAUUACUGCCAUUGUAGAUUUUUUAACCACAUUAUGAAAAACAUUACCAUAAAAUAUUCACUACAAUACCGUGUUCAAAUAUUUCAGUACAAAUAUUAUUGAGCGGCAAUAUAAUAUUGU
This is a messenger RNA of Polistes canadensis, 1988 nucleotides long. Its product is annotated as WW domain-binding protein 4. The transcript has 7 exons. Bases 312 to 1508 code for a protein of 398 amino acids. Gene Ontology annotation, molecular function: zinc ion binding; protein binding; RNA binding. Lineage: Eukaryota; Metazoa; Arthropoda; Insecta; Hymenoptera; Vespidae. Gene Ontology annotation, cellular component: precatalytic spliceosome; nucleus. The record is from RefSeq and is a predicted model, not a curated record. Gene Ontology annotation, biological process: mRNA splicing, via spliceosome.